Messenger RNA from Ilyonectria robusta, 757 nucleotides. RefSeq lists its product as uncharacterized. The coding region runs from base 171 to 635 and encodes 154 amino acids. The record is from RefSeq and is a predicted model, not a curated record. NCBI's taxonomy places the organism in Eukaryota, Fungi, Ascomycota, Sordariomycetes, Hypocreales, Nectriaceae. The transcript has 3 exons.
GUCAGACUACAAGCUUCCCCGCUGCUCCUCGUCCGGUGCGUGUCUCUGUCCAAGAUCUGAAUCUUGUUAAUCUCAACCUCUUGUGCUAAAGAUUGGACCAUCAACUGUACUCCAUCCCGACAUUAUCGACAGUAAAUCAAUACCAUCAACAGUAAAUACGUACCAUCACCAUGUCGGCCCCGUCAGCAAUUCCCACCGCCACCUCGGUCCUCGAAAGUGCCGUCAUCAAGGCUCCCCUCUCCCACGUCUGGCACCACAUCAAGCUCCAGGACUUUGCCAACUUCUGGUCCGCCCUGGAAAAGUCGGAAUGGGUCAAGGGCGCCAGCCCCGACACCGACAUUGUCAAGUGGACCUUCAAGGAUGGAAGCGUGGUGGAUGUGAAGCAGGAGGAACACAGUACCAUCAAUCACUAUAUUACCUAUAGUAUCAUCUCUUCGCAGCCCGAACUCACCUAUACUAGUGCUAUGAGCACUAUUCGCUGCCAUUCAGUCACGUCAGGGGAGUUCGAGGGCAGCACCUAUAUCGAGUGGAGCGGACACUUUUCCAGUGACGCCGACGCUGGCGUCAUUCAAGAUGCGAAAUUCAAGCGUAUUGAGGCUCUUGCCGACUUGGGCCGUGUCUCAGCCAAGAAAUAAAUUGUUGGCCUAUAUAGUGCAAAAGUUGAACAUCAAAUUGAAUCAAGAUGAUUUCUGUUGCGUUUUUCACAUUUGAAGCAGAGUGAUGAUUCCCUUCUCUGGUCAAUCUAUCUGACCAAUCU